CGUAAAGAAGAGCACGUGUCUUCGUGCAGCCGUGCUGCGUAGUUCUUGUUUUUAGUGUUAACGGUUUUGGGCAUGCGCAAUGUGUGUACGUUCUUAAAUGCGUUUUGUAGUUAAUAUUAAAUGUAGUAGUUAGUAGUGUAGUUACUGCAGCUUUUUACUGAAACCGCAGCUGUUUGAAAAGGAAGAAAUCCAAGUUUCAUCGCAGUAAGGAUCAGUUUUUUCCUCAUUUAAUGAGUCUGCCCAACACCCAAUUUCGCUACACGGUCGACAUGGCGACCGCGAUGAGAAACACCGUCUCCCCAAAACAGCUGAAGAUUGGUUAAGUUCAAUCAGAGACUGUUUAUAUUUCACACUACGUGAUGAAUGUCGACAAUGUCAGAAUAUAUCGAAAAUCAUUGAUGUUUGGGAAGUUCUUAAUUUUUUUUUGUGAUUCCAGUGGAAUCUGGAUUUUUGUUUCUUGUUUUUAAAAAAAACAAAAGGCAUACAGCUAAGAAGAUUUAUGUAGAUUAAUUUUGUUACAAUGCCUGUACAAGCACCACAAUGGACGGAGUUUCUGCUGUGCCCCAUAUGCACUCAAACUUUCGAGGACACCAUCCGUAAGCCCAUUAGCUUGGGCUGUGGCCACACUGUUUGCAAGAUGUGCCUGAACAAGCUGCACCGCAAGGCAUGUCCAUUUGAUCAGACCACAAUCAACACUGACAUCGAGCAGCUCCCAGUCAACUCUGCUCUCUUACAGCUUGUCAGUGGACAAGUUCCUGUGCAACAGCCCAUUACCUUCUUGAUUGGUGCAGAAGAGACAAAGCACUAUCAUGAAGCCCGCAAGUGUGUAGAGGAGCUGGCGCUCUACCUUAAACCCCUUAGCAGCACCAGAGUUGUGACUCUGAGCAGUGUGUCGCAGAGCAUGCUUAGCCGGCCCAUGCAGCGCAAGCUGGUCACCCUCGUGCACUGCCAGCUCGUCGAGGAGGAGGGUCGUGUCAGGGCCAUGAGGGCUGCCCGGUCCCUGGGGGAGCGCACUGUCACUGAGCUCAUCCUGCAGCAUCAGAACCCUCAGCAGCUCUCCUCUAACCUGUGGGCUGCGGUGCGGGCACGGGGUUGCCAGUUCCUGGGUCCGGCAAUGCAGGAAGAGGCUUUGAAGCUGGUCUUACUAGCACUUGAAGACGGUUCCGCUCUAUCCCGUAAAGUCCUCGUGCUCUUUGUGGUGCAGAGACUGGAGCCCCGUUUUCCCCAAGCAUCUAAAACUAGUAUCGGACAUGUAGUGCAGCUUCUUUACCGGGCCUCUUGCUUUAAGGUGACAAAGCGAGACGAGGACUCAUCUCUGAUGCAACUCAAAGAAGAGUUCCGCACAUAUGAGGCCCUGAGACGAGAACAUGACUCGCAGAUUGUGCAGAUUGCAAUGGAGGGGGGUCUGCGCAUCGCCCCUGACCAGUGGUCCUCCUUGCUCUAUGGGGAUCAGUCCCACAAAUCACACAUGCAGUCUAUCAUUGAUAAGCUGCAGACUCCAGCGUCAUUUGCGCAGAGUGUGCAGGAGCUGACCAUCGCCCUGCAGAGGACAGGGGACCCUGCAAAUCUCAACCGACUGAGACCUCAUCUAGAGCUCUUGGCCAACAUUGACCCUAGUCCAGAUGCUCCCCCACCCACUUGGGAUCAGCUGGAGAAUGGCCUGGUGGCAGUAAAGACCGUGGUCCAUGGCUUGGUAGAUUUCAUCCAGAACCACAGCAAGAAGGGCACUGAGCAGCAGCAGCCUCCACAACACAGCAAGUAUAAGACAUAUAUGUGCCGGGAUAUGAAGCAGAAAGGUGGCUGUCCCCGAGGUGCUAGCUGUACGUUUGCCCACUCUCAGGACGAGCUGGAGAAAUACCGGAAGAUGAACAAACGCCUGACAGCCCGCCGGCAGCUCAGCCAGUCACUGACUCAGCUGAACGAAGUGGGCCACCCCUGUUCUCCUGGCCUGCUGCCUGAUGAUGGCAGUCUGAUAGACACCGUUGCCCACAAGGCCUCCUCGGUAACCAAUGGUAUUGUGGCUGCUGGAUCUGGCUCUUCCUUGAACCAGCUCAUUUCCCGUGGCACUGACUCAGCAUACGAUUCCACCCGAAAACCUGCGAAGCUGGACUCGGUGAGCCUGAGUGCUCCAGGAUCACCGCCUGACUCGCUGGACACCGUUCCCAAAUCUGCGAUGGUCGGGACUCCUCAUACAAUAUCCCAUGCCAGGAUACGUGACCACCCCAUGACAAAACAGAUGCCUUUGGUCCCCAGGGGACCCCAGAUAUACCCUCCACAGCAGCUUGACAUGUUCUACCCAGAGCCAAGGCCGCCUGUCUCAGUAUCGCAGUAUGAGUAUCCAGCAGGUAAUCCAUAUGGUUACCAGCCACCGCAGUUCGUCCAAGCCCGCUAUAUCCGCAAUCCUCCACCUCCUGUGGAUUCAGGCCUCCCCCCUUACCAGGACCCUUACCAGAGCUACAGUGCCGAGCGUCAGUACUCCAGCACACAGGGCCCCCAGUUCCCUGCAGUGGCACAGCAAGUGUACCCUCCUCACUACGAUGGCCGUCGUCAUGCUCCCUAUGCGGCCCCUCCUCCGCUGCAGCCCUUCCCUGCACAUGACGACUUGGUAAGAAUCAGUCCUGUUCCUGUUGAUGUAUCUCUGCAAGCCCCGCUUCCAGCAGCAGCAUCCCAGCAUCACUCAGAAUCUUCUCGGGACCGAUUCCCUCCUGAAGGCUACUGCCCUGCCGGUGCUCAACAUUCUCAGGCGAGAACCUACUCCAGGGAUUCUUACAGUCGGUCCCAGCAUAGUCUGGACUACCUUCACCGUAGACGCAAGGAGAUCAUGGCCCAGUUGGAGGAGAGAAAGGUCAUCUCUCCUCCACCAUUUGCUGCCUCACCGACACUGCCCCACACGUUCCCAGCCGAAACCCAGGAGUAUAUGGAGGAUACCACCAAAAUCUUUGGGAAGGGAAGAGAGGCCGACUAUCUUGGCCAAUACUCUCCCUGGUCAUGUGACACCUUUGGCUCAUACAUCAGCUCAAAAGACGUCAAGUCCAAAGAUGUCAUGUUACCUGGGGCCAUGGAAAUGAUGAACACAGAUAGCAAGUGCCUGAGGGAGCCACUCAUAGAUGUGCAGCGCCGGGCAGCCGACGUUAAAGAUGACGACCCCAUCAUCCCCUUCGGUCCACAGCCCACUGUGUCCCGCUUUGGCGCCAUCUCUCGCACCUCUAAAACUGGUUACCAAGCAGCUGGUCCAGUCCAGACUCUGGCCUCUGUGCAGGGCUCUGGCACCAAGCACAUCUCUGCUGGAACCUCAGCUGAGUACAAUGCCUACGGGAAUCAUGGAUGCUGGGGGGGGACAGCUUACGCUCUUCACCAAAACGCCAGUUCUCAGGGACGUUUCAGUGAACGGCUAUCCAUGCCAUCUGCUGACAGAGAGCAGCUGAAGAUGGAGCUCCAGCAGGUCAAUCAGCAGAUUAACCAGCAGAGCCAGAUCCAUGGCAUGGUGGCUGCCAGCAACCCGAAGUUACUGCAGAAGGAGGGAGCUGUGCUGGCCCCCCAGGCGGCACAGGUCAAAUGGUCAGUGGGGGUCAUGUCCAGUGAGCAGCUUAGCUUGGAGCUUCACCACGUGGAGAGGGAAAUCGGCAAAAGAACUAUGGAAAUUGCCAUGGAGAAUCAUUCACCACGUGAGGUCCACUACAAGCUGAAGCCCACAGAAAACGGUCUUCCAGACCACAAAGUCCAACUGGAAGACCUCUCUCUGGCUCUCACUGAGGCUUCUAAUGACUCCAGCAUGGCACAGGAUAGCAGUGUGGGAAGCAGUAUGCUGUCUCUGUCCAGCAAGACUUCUUCCCUCUGCCUUUCUGGAGACUUAGGUGCCAACGGCCCUGAUAUGCAGAAAAAUGGUGUGGUCCACUAGACAUGGCUCAUCAGAUUUACCACCAUUAUCUAUACCUGCACCAAGGGUGUGUGAACUGUAAGCUCAUCCUUCCUGUCAUAUGUAUCCAUGGCAGCACACAGGAUCUGUGUGCCCUCAUGGAUCAGCCGUUGUACUAAAACAUUACAAACUUUACUGAAAUUUUAGCAUGGAUAUUUCAGGAUGCUUACCCUUUUUCAAGCUGAAUGAGACCGUUUUAGGUUUCCAGGUUGUUAUGAUUUAGUCAUAAUAAGGGCUAUGGCUAAAAUGAGAACAGCUUUCAAGAUUGACUAUUUGAUACAUUUUAUAAUUUCAGUUUAAGUGGUUAUGAAACGAUGUCUGCAAUUAUUGAGUCUGCUCACUUGCGGUCUUACUGUGGAAGUAGUAGAGAAUUCUACUGACUUUGACAGUUGACCGUACAUUUUUCUUUUCCUGUGGAAAGAUCUUGUUAUGACUGAGAACUUGGUAGAAAUGCAAAGUUAUUCAGUAUCAUUGUUCUGUGUGCAAACAUUACAUUCCCAGCUUAGACUGUUUCAACUGAAGGUUACAGACAAUCUCAAGUAAUUACACUUCAAAGGAAAUUGCUGUUCUUAAAUGAGAGUCUUGGUGUAAUAUAGAAACCUUCUAAACCUGGUAAUUAGCCCAUUUAAGAUGUUUGAGCAGGGAAAUUGGCAAACUGUGUUGGAUUAUGGCCCUCCAGUACUGGAAUUCGGGAUCCCUGGUAUAAAGUAUUAAAAACUAAACUUUUACUAUCGCACUCUCAAGUUCUAUGUGACCAUCAGUUGAAUAUGCUUUGGUUGAAUUUUUAGGGUUUUCAGAUUUUUAGACGUGUACUUGUUUAUACAGGCAUGUGCACAUUUACAAAGAUGUGUAACAAUGAAGCCAUAUCUAUAGUACAUAUAUCAGUUAGAUAUAUAAUUAUAAAGAAAUAUCACUAAUGUCCCCUCUUUACUAGAACUUUUUCCCCCAUCCUUCAAGACUUCUUUUGCUGAGGUGACUGCUUAAGUUUUGAACACCUUCAUUUUCCUUUUUAAAAUUUUCUCAGGAGUAUGAUAAGUCUGGUUUUGGCCUGCAUAGGUCAGAUUCGUUUUACACCUUAUUGAUAUUGAAAAGAAAUUAUGGGGACUUAUAAUGCAAGCAUAUUAUCAUAUGUCUAGCGUGCUGUUCGUCUUGACCCUUUAGGUAAAUAGAGGAGAAGGGACCUGCUGUUUAUAUUAGCUUGUGAGGAGGGCUCAAUUUACAGUACUUGUAAUAGCUGAGCAUGUCCAGUGUUUAUUUUCCAUGAAAUGAAAAGCUUACACCCAAUGCCUAAACUUGACCUUAAUCAGCAUCAAUCAAUCUUUUUCCCCUGACGUAAUUGGUUGUUGGUUACUUAUCAAAUUGACAGGUUUUGACAAAGCUUGCCAUUAUUAAUCUGUGCAUACUUCCAAAGGUUAUGUUUUAGCAUGGAUUGUAGUAUUUUGACUUUGCAAGGGUUCUUUGUGUUGUUUGUAUUAGUGGUGGAUUUUAGGGUUUUGUUGAAGUGGAGGGAGGACUGUUUGUAUGUUGGCUAGCUGCUCCUCUGUUCACCGGUACAGACAUUUAACUGAGCGUUACCCAUUGUAAUGUUAAUUUUGUGUUUUGGAAAAGGUGAUUACUGCUUACUAAGAGGUCACUUGAGGCAUUACACAUUAGAGCUCGGCAAUAUCUAAAAAAUAAUAUGCGUGCGUGGUACCAAGUGGGGCAAAUGGAAAAAUGUGAAAGCUUGACAUAACAAAACUUGUUGAGAGAGAGACUGUGUGUGUGUGGCAGUGCUGAUUAGUGGUGGUUUUCAGUUUCUAUGGAAAACUAUUGAUGUGUUGGCCGGAUUUAAUCAUAAUUUAAAAACAUGUCGCGGACCAAAUAAAAUCAUCUGAAGCAGUAGUUCACAAACUUGCAGUAAGCCUUAGCUGUGUUUCACCAUUGCAGUCGACAUUUACAUACACUGAAACCUCGUUAAGGUACUUAAGAGUUUGAAAAAUAACCUUUUUAAACAAAAGAAAUCAUAUGAAUAACUGUGUCGGAAACAAACUAAAAGGAUAAACUAAAAGCCAGUUCAUAGAUAAUUUUUGUCUUUCUUUAGUGUAACCUAAGCCUACUUCCCCAGCAAAUAUGAUAUUUCCAGUUAGUCACAAUCAAAUAUUGCACCGGGCUGCUUGUCUGAUAUCGUUGAUUACUGAUAAUAUCUUCAUAUUGCCCAGCCUUAUCCAAUUAACAUUGAUUUUGGUGUAUUGUGUAGAAUACUACCUGCUCCUAUCAGUGUUUAAGAAACCUACACUGGUAUGUCUGAAAAAGGAACAAUUCAGUCUAGCAUAUAUUGCACUUGACUUUGGUGGGACAGUAUUCCAUUUUAUUUUGGAAUUCAAGCUGUCUGUAUGUGCUUAUAAUGUAUGUAUACACACAUUUAACAGUUACAAAAAUGAGCAUCUACUUUUUGUCUUUUUACCCUGAUCAAAGGAUUAUGAAUAAAAACAUAAAUCUAAUUAUUUGUGUUGUUCAUCUCAGCUUAGCAAAAAGCUAAAUUGUUAAAGAUUUAAAGAAUGUUUAAUAAAUUAUUCUCUGACAGUGAGGCACCAUGCCCAAUACAGCCAAAACAGUGUAAGGAGUUGCCCAGUGGCCCAACAACAGAAUCCAAUUGGACAAUCAAAGGCUCUGUAUGUGUGUAAGUCCUUCCGAGUGCACUUGGAAAGUUACCCUUUAAAGCAAAAUCUAACCAAAUCUGACUCCAAUUGUAUUAAAAAAACGUAUUUAGAAUCUUUUAGUCAUGACAUUUCUGUUAUUCAGAUUACUUCUGGGCUCUCCUUACUAAUGCUUAACUUUCAUCUGUUCAUCUGGUGGAGUUACACUGGAUUCGCCUUGGCCGAUAAGGUGAUCCACAGACGUUACGUAGAGCUCAGUUCAGAGGUUGAGGGGGUCACUAUAACUAACACAAUAUUAGCUUAGACGGCCAGUCAGGCCUGGUGAUUCACAUAACUCCUCAGAGCCCGUAGUAACUCUGCUUGGGCAGUCGCACAAGGUCCUGGAGAGAAGAGAUCUACUGAGAACGUACUGAAGCAAAGUCAGGCAACAGGGGAAUAACCAUUAUUUAUAGUACAAGAUGACAUGCAUUCAUCUAAGCUAAAUAUAACUUGUGGCCACAAACUCCUAUCCUAUAUCCAUUUGACUCACAAAUGUUAUAAAGUCAAAAAGGUUACAUACUUCAGCUGUGGGUUCACAGAGUAACUGUAAAAAGGAUCUGGCUACAGAUGCAAACUCAUGCAGCAGUGUGUGGGAGCUCUGAUUGCUGAGUGUCUCCUAAAUAAAGGCUACACAUGAUGAGUAUGCUAAGAACACUUACCAUGUGGGAGGUUCUGGCUACAGAAUGACCCCUCGAUCGUCUCGUGGACCCUUAUUUUAUAUACCAAACCAAGCAAUGGGUUUUCUUCGAAGAUGGUGAUACACCAGUCUCUAACCAGAUGUUAUGGUUAUCCUUUUAUCAUUAUAUUGGAUUAAGGUUGUGAUAUUUUUGCGAUCCCCUUCAGGGUAUACUGAUAAGUCCUCAAGCCAAUGGUCAAUCGGAUUGUCAAUGGUGAGGUCAUUAGGGCCUUUUGUUGACUGGAUGGGGAAGCCUUCCAACAAGGCAAGGUUUUUCUAAUUUUCUAGGUCUUCAUAAUAUUAUGACAUAUUACUUUAAAACUGAUAUUAUAUCAGUCACAUUGAGACCAUUAAAAUGAGACCAAGCACGUGUAUCUACAUUGAUUACAUUAACAUCAGAUAAUGCUUUCCUCAUUUUGGCUUUCUGUGUGACCAUUUGGGAGCAGUAAGGGGGGGGGAGACAGCAGGAUGGGUUUAUGAUUGGCAUUCUCUGGGUUGUUUUUUGUUCAGUGGGGGUUGAGGUGAGGUCGCUGUUAGGUUGGUCUGAUGGCCUUUUUCCAGCCUCAUCAGAGCUGAGUUCACGGUUUCUCCCUGGAAGAAACACAGUGCAGGCCCAAAGAAGUCCAGGGUCACAGAGUCCAGUGUGGCCAGCAGCCUUAUGACAGUUACUGUCACCUGAAAUGGAAAUCCUGUCUGUAAUGUUCUGAUUUGUAAGCUGAGUGAAUGCAAAUGGAAGUAGUUUCUCUUCUGUGCCAGAUUAUUAGCAUGCGCUUGGAGAGCUCUGGUCAGUUUGUCAAGUACAAUUGUUUUAUUUUGUUAACCCCCCCUUUCUCUAACUUCUGUGAAGUUGAACCUCUUUGUGUAUUUGAAUGUAGUCUUUCUUUCUGGGGUCUCUGAGGAGACAGUGUCAGAGAUGUGAACUUGGUUGGUGGCCUGGGCUUUGCAUUUUAACACACCCUACUACAACUUUUCCUUUUUAUUUCUUCAAUCAUGUAACUGAUUCGAGCUUAAGAUUUAAUUCACUAGCAGGUGCGCUAUUGCUGUGCUGGAAUGAAAAUGUACAAUCCAUUAGACUAGAAUUGGGGAAAAAUAACAUUGAGGAGCCACAGCUACAUGUUGAAUUCCACCAUAAUAUUUUAGGUCAACUAACCCCCAAACUCUUGUUUUGGUUGAGUGAACAAAAUGCAUGGAAUCAAUGGGCAUUACAGACGUCAGGUCUGAGAACCAUUAAACCGGGGUUCACAGAGCCGUAGUUAUAUCACCAAAAUAUACAGCUUAUAAAUGUAAAAGGUAAAAAAAAGACUUUAAAACAAUGUUUUUUAAAUUAUACUAAUCAGUCUUGCUUUAGACAGUUAUUUAACACAUGGAUUUCGUAAUUGUUAAAACCACUGCUAACUCAUAUCCUGUGGUUAGCCUUGGCUAUAUGUUCCACUGAGUUGUCUUUCAGACUAGAAAGUAAAAUCCAUACUCUGCAAAAGUUUCUUUGAUGUUGUCAAGUCCAUUGUGGGGUGGGAAUUUACUCUUAUCCUCACCAUACUUUCUGUUGUGUUUGGUAACCAUUCACACAUUCUAAAUGGACGUUAAUAGGUUAAUGCUUGGAGCUCCCCGAGGUUGUGUUAUUACUGACUGUUGUACAGUAUCUUCUUUAUGGUUCCAUAUUUAAUUGGGAAGCCAAGGGCUAGGACAACCUUCUCCAUAGAACAUGGUAGCUCAGUAUGUAGCGAUGUACAGAUUCCUAUUAAUGUGUAAAAUGGAUGUCUGAUUCGGUCUUUCUGAAUCCUGUUCUAUAGGCCAUUUACCAAGGCAUAUGUAAUGGAAAAAGUUUGAUUUUCCUGAAAUAUUGCUUAAGUUCUUGACACGUCAUAACUAGCUGAUUUUUGUAUAUAUUUGUUGUGGGAGCUGGUGUGUUUGCUUGUGAUGCUUAUACAUUUUCAUUAGGAGGGAAGACCAUAAUCAUAAGGACUGCAAUGAAACAUUUUGGUCUUUCACAGUUAGCCUGCAUAGCUUUGAGGGGGCAUUUCCUUGGGUGGCUUUCAUCUAUUGUGACAAAAUAUUUUGAAUUCUGUCUUUUAGCUUUGAGUCCUGUAAUACAAAUGGCUUAAGAAAAGUUCAUACCUUGAGAUAGUUGUUCAUUUGAUUUGCUUGAACCACAAACCAGCAUUUCUAUUCUGCUGAAAGUUAUGCCAGCUCUUCAGCAAUUAAGGGUGUUGUGGUUAGUUUUGCCUCUGGUGUGUUGAUGUGCGUAAUUGGAUAAAUGGACUUAAUUUUUCCAUUAUUGUAAGUGGCUAUAACACGUGAUACAUUUAUCUUUGCCUUGUUGAAUUAUUGCUUUUGUUGGUGUGUUUGUUAUUGACUAGUCAAGGAAGACGAGCAGGGAGGAGGAGAAAAAUGAACCUGGGGGUACAGAGAGUACAAUUUUGUGUAGCAUUAUCAGGAUAAGCACUAGAAAGUUAUACACGCUGUCUUCCCUUCUGACAUCUCAUUCGCAGGAGUGCUACACUCCUUCCCCUCUCAUUUUACUUCAAAUGGCUUUCGCAUGACUCUUCUCUGAGGAUUCAGAAACUAAUGUACAUUCUUGGUACAUUGUAUUGCAGGUGUGACUCUUUCUGAUAUUUGUUUGCAUUUAUAGGCCAACAUUCUGGUCUCUCGAGACAGUCUACAGUAUUAAAGCACCAAUUUUGGUGCAGUUUCACUAAGUAUAAUCUGUGUAAUAUUGGAUUUAUUAUUAUCAUUGUUGCAGGUAUUGUUGUUAAUGCUUGGGAAAGAGCUAUUUACAUUUUAAGCAAUCGUCAAGAUUGGAUAUUAAAGAGCCCUGCUGAGACGCACAGAUGUAGAGAAUGAGAGAUUGGUUGCAUCUUUAGGAUUAUAUAUUUUUUGACAUUAACAUUAAACAAUUAACCUUUAAAUUAGCUUUUAAUAAACUAGUUGGAAGAACUGCUGGCUGACAUCACUGGUAAAUGUCAGUUACAAGUAAAUUAAUUGGCUGGCAGCUAAAAAAUAGAACUGCAACUGCCUGUAUGAGUUUGGCUUUGUAGAAAAUCAUUUUGAAAGUCCUUCACAUUGCAACUGCUUCUGUUCUUUUUGAGAUGACUAUGAUGUUUGAAGUCCACCUAUUAGGUUUCCAUUUUUUGAAGAAGUUGCCAGUAUAAUAGCAAGACAGCUGAAAUUUGUACGUUUAUAUGUACAAAUUAUAUAUAUAUAUAUAUAUAUAUAUAUAUAUAUAUAUAUAUAUAUGCAUGCACUUUUUUUUAAAUACACCUGUGUGCAAAUUGUUAAUUGCUUUAUGGUGAACUGCCUCUUUCCCUUUAUGGAUUUACAGAAGUUCAAUCACUGGUCUUCAUCCAUUGCUGUUAAAUUCCAUUUAUUGAUGUGCCUUUCAGCAGGCUCUUAACUUUUUUUUAAUGUUUGGGUGCAUACACUUGUGUAUAUAUAGUACUGUAAUGUGCAACUGCUAAUCCACUUGCUCUGAGUCAGCAUUUAUAUUAAAUGGUCUCUACAAAUCAGUAAUGCAAGAUCUCUCAACUGGUUGCCCAUGCAGAGCCGAGCAACUCUUAUCCUUUCUGAGACAAAGGAGUUCAGUGCCAGAAUGUGUAACAUUUGUGUACCUAACCAUUAUAAAAUGUCUGUUUUCAAACACAUAGAAAAAAAUGCUUCUUCAUACAAGACAUUAGUUUGUCUCAAUAUUUCUCACAGUGUGACUGUUUGCAGAGAUGAAACAGGUGAAAAUUUUAAAGUCACUAUCCAAUGUCAGAGAGAAUUUUAACCCCCCCCCCCAAGGAUUUAACCUCCCUCCAUCCCUUAAAAAUGUAAAAAAAAAAAAAAAGCAUUUAGUAAGCACAGCAGUAAUGUCUGACUGACAAAUGCACUGGCCCACAGCAAUCCUUAAACUGAACAUUUCUUUCAAAACGAAGGUAUUGCUUUUCCAGUCGAAAUCUAAUAAAGAUGGCAUCAUUUGACCUUAAGUAGAACUACAUUAAUUUUACUGUUUAGUGAUAGUACUGCUAGUUUUAAAUGGGCAUUAUCCUGAAAAUCUUAGCAAUUAUAAGCAAAACUGAACCAAUAAUUUCAGUGUUAUUGCCCUGGGUGCAAAGCAUCUUAUAUUCACACAUUGAACUAAUAAAUCACACAACAUAUGCUGUCUGUCGGUGAAAAUCGUUGUGAUCAACCAGUUGCUUGUUUGUAAUUUUAGUGAAUUAUUGGGAAAAAAAUGUGGUGAGAUCACUGUGAGUUUGGAGUGUUUACAAAGGAGAUAUCAGAUUGGCCGUUUGCACGCAAAUACAAAAAAGUAGGAAAAAGAAACUUUCACACACUAGCAGUAGUUUUACCUUGUAGCUUUAGGAUUUUGAUGAGUGUUGGUUCUGUGAAUAUGUGUGCACUAAUGGAAAUAUCUCUUACCUUCUGUCACUUUCCUUGGUCACUUUGAGUGCUCUCAAUAACUAGAGUAACUAAAUCCAUAGAAACAAGAUUGGGCUGAUGUUGGUAUUUUUCUAUUUUUUAUUAAUUUUUUUUAAGUCCUCACUUUGGGAAAUGUAAUUGCUUUUGAUUACUUCCAAGUUGUCUUGUAAAAGAAUGUUUAAACUGAGGUACAGAUUUAACUUCAAGAAAAAGACAUGUUUUUAUAUUAUACUCCAUUAAGGAAUGUUUAGAAUUCUUUCUCCGAUGUGGAUGUAGCCGUUAUGUCUUUUAUUUUUUCUUUGUAAAGGAAUUCACUGUGUGAAAAUUGGUUUGCAUUUUGUAUUAUACAAAUCUGCUUUUUGUUUCCUGUAAUGGGGGAAAUUAACUGGAAGUUUGCAAAAAGAAAAAAAAACCUGUGAAACAUUGUAACUUAUGUACAACAGUGAUUCUUUACUGGCAGGGACUGUGAUUAAAUAAUAUUGGCUAUUG
Molecule: messenger RNA, 12151 nt
Organism: Paramormyrops kingsleyae
Lineage: Eukaryota; Metazoa; Chordata; Actinopteri; Osteoglossiformes; Mormyridae
Product: roquin-1-like
Biological process (GO): ubiquitin-dependent protein catabolic process; nuclear-transcribed mRNA catabolic process, deadenylation-dependent decay; protein polyubiquitination
Cellular component (GO): cytoplasmic stress granule
Molecular function (GO): mRNA binding; ubiquitin protein ligase activity; RNA stem-loop binding
Source: RefSeq, a predicted model, not a curated record